ACACACAUUAGCAUCUGUUAUCUCACAAUUAUCAUAUACAUUAGUCAACACCUGUUUUACUUAACCUCGUUUAAUUAGGGCCAUUGAAACGUUGCGCUUCACCCAAAACAAUGCCAUCCGACAUGUAAAAGGGCAGUUUGUUAUGGUUCAGUCAAUAAAUUAACAAAUAAAAAAGGUAUGGCUCUGAGGCCUGUGAGGCUGCAUGACAACGGUUAUAUGCUUUAUUCAUUUUCUCAAUUAUUUAAUGAAAGAACUGCAAGGAGUUUAUUCUGGAAAAUGGAGCAAAACUUUCUUAGCGAGACUUUUUACGCGUGCGUAAAACUUAUUCUGUUUGUUUAUUAGCGUAAUUUAAUGCUAUUGAGACGGUUAAUUAAAUUCACAAAACUACAGUUCUGUAGGUGAUGAAGUGUCAGAAGCGACAGUAGAGACUGGCAGGAUGUUGUUAACUGAAUUCAGGUCAUUUUCUAAGCUCCCCGCCGAUUAGUGCUAGACAUGAGAAGUGUUAAAUUCGUCAUAAAAAUGACAUCAAACCGGUGUAAGCUUCCUUGUUGUGAAAACUAAAUAAGAGGUAAAAUAAAAACAUAAUAAAAAGGAUUAAAACAUGUAAUUGAAAAAUAGCAUGUCGCCAUGACAUGUUUUUAAAUUUGAAGUCUUCUGUUUAUGAGCUGUGAAUGUAAAAAAACAGUCUUGUUUUGUGCCGUUAUCAAAAUUAGAAUAAUGAUACAAACCUAAAGACUAUUUUUAUAUCAAAAAUACGAGAUGUUUGGUUGCUACAUGGAGCUGAUGGUUAAUUAUAUGAGUCUUUAUUCAUCUCCCCAAAGAAAAGGUUGCAUUUGAAUUGAAACUUCAGUUCUCUCCAGAAAUCACGGUGUUGCGUUAAGUAGCACAUAUUUAGCCUCUCCACGAAAACGCUAAAAGGAACAGCGGAGGGCUUCUUUGAUGGGAUUUAUUUCCAGUGAAAGCUGUAGGUCUUUUGAACAUAGCUGUCAGUCAAUACCAGAGGGACCUCCCCCAUCCUCCCCCCGCACACACACGCUGGCAGCUGGGUGUAUAUAAAUAGAGCCAGGAGGUUGGAUUGCCACUCAAACUCGAAUAGCUGGGACGCAGGAAAGAUGCCCGCAUCGCAAACUGGAUUUGGCAACUUCUUCUUGGAGAGGAACAUCAGCAUGCCGACUGGAUAUCAGAUUCCGGUGCUGGGAUGCCCACCGGGUGUGCAACAGCAGCAGGCUCAGCAGCUGGCAGCGAUGGCAGCUGGGGUUCCCAUAACAUACUCAGGACUACAAGGAUACAACUUUAUCCCAUAUCCUCACCACAGGCACAUCACACACAUGAACAACGGUUUCGACUUGAAGGCCGCCUCUCCCUACCACCACGCGCUGCUAGCUCGCGGGGGAGCUUUCUACCCACCGUACCGUCCGGGAGCAGCCGAGGAUCCCAGUAGGGUCGCCAAGGUGGCCACCCGAGAGAGCACCGGGGCGCUGAAGGCCUGGCUGAACGAGCACCUGAAGAACCCGUAUCCGACCAAGGGCGAGAAGAUCAUGCUCGCCAUCAUCACUAAAAUGAGCCUCACGCAGGUCUCCACCUGGUUCGCCAACGCAAGGCGACGCCUGAAGAAGGAGAACAGGGUCAGCUGGGCGUCUAAGGGGAAAUCAGAUGAGGAGGAUGAGGAUCAUGAGGUAGAGAGCGACGAUGACGACAGUUCUCUGCAGAAAUGUCAUUUGGAUGAGCGGGACGAGGCAGAGCCUCAAACUGACCGCGCAAACACAGACGAGCAGGUCGAGAGCGCGCUGGACAGCUCAGCACCUGUGGAUGUGCGUUUGGAGAUGUCGCAGCAGCCAAGCAGCGAGCAUGAAGCUGGAGAACUUACACUUGUCAAGAAAGUUGAAAAGAGUGACUCUGAUCACACGCCAUCCGCUUUGGAAAGUAAAGAAAACAUUGUCAGUCAGAAACCCAAAAUCUGGUCUUUAGCAGAGACCGCCACCUCGGAGACUGUGAAGAAACCUCUGGACAAUAUUUACCACCCGGCCGGAAAGCUGUGGGCUGAAUGGGCUUCAAGAAACGGACUAUUUGUUCCGUCAUGUUACACCACUCGUGAAAUUGUCUAAGCGGGUAUUUAGACACAAAUUAGAGACUUUUCCCACGUAUUUUGCACUUUAAACUUUCAAACCUCAGGGAUUUGAUCGUUAAUUCCUGAAGUUUGCAGUGAAAUGAAAAUUUGUUUUGAGACCAAAGACUAAACAUGUUAUUGUAAAUAAAUGUAGAUGUAUUUUUCCAUCACCAACAUGUAAAUUAUGUUUCCUUUGUCUAAUCAUGAAGAAAUAUUUUUGCUUAAAUAAAGUUCAGCUUCUAGCGAAA
Siniperca chuatsi (mandarin fish) is the source of this 2355-nucleotide messenger RNA. It is a transcript of the gene irx7, whose product is annotated as iroquois homeobox 7. Gene Ontology annotation, molecular function: DNA-binding transcription factor activity, RNA polymerase II-specific; RNA polymerase II cis-regulatory region sequence-specific DNA binding. Lineage: Eukaryota; Metazoa; Chordata; Actinopteri; Centrarchiformes; Sinipercidae. The record is from RefSeq and is a predicted model, not a curated record. Gene Ontology annotation, cellular component: nucleus. The coding region runs from base 1113 to 2105 and encodes 330 amino acids. The transcript has 2 exons. Gene Ontology annotation, biological process: neuron differentiation; regulation of transcription by RNA polymerase II; cell development.